This is a messenger RNA of Loa loa (African eye worm), 330 nucleotides long. RefSeq lists its product as hypothetical. The annotation marks the transcript as partial. The record is from RefSeq and is a predicted model, not a curated record. The transcript is spliced from 4 exons. Lineage: Eukaryota; Metazoa; Nematoda; Chromadorea; Rhabditida; Onchocercidae.
AUAAGAUAUCGAUUGAAAAUAAAAAUGCAACGAUUUCAAAUUAAUCUAAUUAAUGAUAUCAGAAAAUUAGAAACUUUAAUACAGCCUGCUCUAAUCAAGAAUGUUUUAACAAUUUUUAUUUGCUUCAAAAAAAUUAAUAAGGAAACGAAUUUCAAUGUUACAUUUGCUGCGAGCAUACAUUUCACUAUUAAUAUAUCAAAAGAUGUGAAAGAAUUCAUCCAUGGAGGGAGAAAAAAAAAAAACGAAUUGCUCACUUUACUGCAGGAUGAUAACAAUAGAAGACAAAUGUUGUCGCGAAUUUUGAAUGUCGCAAAGCUCCAAAUGAAAUGA